AAGCAAAGAACUGAAUCUCAUAUAUUUAAAAGAAUACACACUUGAUUUGCGUAGAAAUCAAACCCAGUACUGUGUUCCUCACUUUCCCAUUAAUUGUUUGCAAUUGACCUCAGCUUCUCACGAUGGUUUAUUUCACAUUAGUAGAUGAAGAGCAUCUCUAAACAUUUCACUAAGAUCCUCUUCCUCUCUUUGUUUUCUGGUCUGAGAAAUCAAAGAAGAGGAAACAGGUUACUGGUUCAGAUCCUUUUCAACCUGAGAAGCUUCUUAUUUGAAAUGGGUCAGGUCCUAUCCAACCUCAUAAGCAUCGUAUUUGGAAGAAAACAGAGAGUAGAGACAAGUGAUGAAGAGAAUGUAUACCACGCACUUGAUGAUCACUAUGAAGAGGUUAAGCCAAUUCAUCCUACCUCUGGUUAUGGAAAGACCAGAGUUUCAGAAGAAGAUGAAGGGUCAGUAGUUAUUGUUAUAACUGAUGCUGAUCAGGUCAGAGAAGAUGCAGCAGAGCCAUUUCCUCUCGUCUCUGGUGACCCAGAGACCAGGUUAUCAGAAGAUGAAAGGGUAAUAACUAUCAUUGUUGGCAAUGGAGUUGAGGCUGUAGAAAAGAUUAAACCUGUAACUGAUGCUGAGGUCAGAGUAGAUGCAGAACCAUUUCCUCUUCUCUUUGUUGACCCUAAGACCAGGGUUUCAGAAGAUGAAAGAGCCAGAGAAGAUGUAGACCCAUAUCUUCUUGUCGCUGUUGACUCAAAGCCCAGGAUUUCAGAAGAUGAAAAGGUCAGAGAAGAUGCAGCAGAGCCAUUUCCUCUUGUCUCUGGGUCACCAGAGACCAGGGUAUCAGAAGAUGAAAGGGUAAUAACUAUCAUUGUUGAUAGUGGGGUUGAGCUUGAGGCUGCAGAAAAGAUUAAACCUACCCUUGAUGUCUCUACUGGUGAUAAGAUCACAGUUCCAAAAGACGGUUCAAGAGCAAAGAGAAGGAAAAGAAGAGCCAAGCGAAAGCCCAGGGUUUCAGAAGAUGAAAAGGUCAGGGAAGAUGUAGCAGACCCAUUUCCUCCUGCCUCUGUUUACCGACAUCAGACCAAGGUCUCUGAAGAUGAAAGGGGGGUUAGCAUUGUUGAUAAUGGUGUUGAGGUAGUAGAAAAGAUUGAACAUAUUAUUCAUAUCUCUACUGGCGACAGGAUCACAGUUUCCAAAGAUGAUUUACAAGAAGAAAGAAGGAUAAAACACUAUUCCUGUUCUCACAAGAUACUACUUGUUGGGGAGGGAGACUUCUCUUUCUCUGCUUGUCUAGCCAAGGCUUUUGGUUCUGCUAAUAACAUGGUUGCUACUUCUCUCGAUUCAGAAGGUUUUUUAAAGAAAAACUACCGGAAGGCCAUGUCUAACAUCAAUGAUUUGAAGAGUAGAGGAUGUAUGGUUCUUCAUGGAGUGGAUGCAACAACUAUGUCAAGCCAUGAGUUCCUCAAGGACAUGAGAUUUGAUCGGAUUGUCUUCAACUUCCCCUAUGCUGGUUGGUUCAAGAAAAAAUCGCGGGAGAACCAAAUCAGGUUCGAAUCAGGAAACAACCUCUUUUGCAAAGCGAGGAUAAGUCUUCAUACAUAUGCCCCUCCUAGACCCUGCAGUAAAGAGAUCCUCGUGCAGUACUGCUACACUUUUGGAUAGGACUCAUAAUGAUUUUUUUUUAUGGCUUUGAAUCAUUUAUUUGGUUAUUUACACAGAGAGAGAGAGAGAGAGAGAGAGAGAGAGAGAGAGAGAGAGAGAGUUUCAUAAUGGGUUCACGUAUGCAUUCCAGUGCUUUGUUUGGUAUGCAUCCUCAGAAUAGAUUCUAAGUUUAGAACGCAUUAUGUAAUGAGAAAAUAGAGAAGAAUUGGGUUUCAUAAUGCGUUCUAAACUCAAAAUUUAUUCUGAUAAUGUAUAUUAAACAUGUCCUAAGAUUCUGAAAAACACAAGCCAGUUUUCAUUUUUCAUGCAUGGGUUGUUGAUUUAUCCUCCAACUUUGGUGUAUAUAUCAACUUCUCUGAGUAUGGAAUUGGAUGUUGAUAAAAAAAAUGUUUGUUAUUCCCAUCAUUGCUAUCAAUUUCAAUUGAUUCAAACAUAAAACUGAAUAGAUUCUCAAUGCAUGUUCUGAAUUCUUAAGAUCCAAACUUGGCCUUACCAGAUUGAUUGGCUAUUUGGCCCUGAUUUAGAUUGCAACCAGCAGUUGUCUUUAACUAAGAGUUCCUAUUAGUUAUAUUAUUAUAUAUACAGCACACACCUCUUUCCAUUGCAUUUUGGAUGAGGGGUCGUCUCAUCAAGGCAUGCAGUCUCAUUGAUCGAACAUAAUACAAUUAGAGAGCAACCCGUGCAUAAGGCUCCCGCUAGUGCAGGGUCUGGAAGGGGCAAAUCUACGCAGUCUCACCUGAUGAAUUUAUCGGACCUAGUAUGAAACAUAUCCAAUUUUCUAGCUCAGUUACAAAUGCUGGAUUUUUUUUUUCUUUUUGGUUUUUUUGUAGCU
This is a messenger RNA of Macadamia integrifolia, 2482 nucleotides long. RefSeq lists its product as uncharacterized. Gene Ontology annotation, molecular function: rRNA (uridine-N3-)-methyltransferase activity. The record is from RefSeq and is a predicted model, not a curated record. Gene Ontology annotation, biological process: rRNA base methylation. Bases 145 to 1650 code for a protein of 501 amino acids. Lineage: Eukaryota; Viridiplantae; Streptophyta; Magnoliopsida; Proteales; Proteaceae. Gene Ontology annotation, cellular component: cytoplasm. The transcript is spliced from 5 exons.